Equus caballus (horse) is the source of this 5596-nucleotide messenger RNA. It is a transcript of the gene KCND3, whose product is annotated as potassium voltage-gated channel subfamily D member 3. The record is from RefSeq and is a predicted model, not a curated record. Gene Ontology annotation, molecular function: protein binding; A-type (transient outward) potassium channel activity. Lineage: Eukaryota; Metazoa; Chordata; Mammalia; Perissodactyla; Equidae. Gene Ontology annotation, biological process: potassium ion export across plasma membrane; protein homooligomerization. Gene Ontology annotation, cellular component: voltage-gated potassium channel complex; dendritic spine; postsynaptic membrane.
CCCGGGGGCGUCGGUUCCCUCGGGCUGUGGAGCCACCUCCGGGCAGCAAAGCGCUGUGAGGUUUAGGGGUGGGAGUGUGAACCUCUGCCCUCUUUCCAUUGGCCUGCCUUUCCCCGGGGGUGCCAGAGGCAGCGCCCCGGGAUCCGGCGGCAGGUGGCGACGGCUUGCUCAGUCGCCCCGCUCUUUGUGAGGGGAGAAGAGAAAUGGUUGAGGGUGGAAGCAGGUUUGGGGCGCUUCGUAAAGUUCUCCAGCCCGGCAAGUCGGCGGUGGGCUGGGGGCCCACACCUCUGGUCCUGCCCGACGCUGCUCCCACCCAGAGACCUCUGGGAAAGGUCUCUAAGUGACACCGGGGCCAAUGCGGCCCAGGGGAGGGGGUUCGAAAGAGACUCCCUUUGCAAGAUGUGUACAUCGGGCAUGGGACGCGGAAGGGACUGGCCAGAGAAGUUACCUGAAAUCAACUAAAUUCCUGCGCUUGCUUAUUGUUGACAUUUGAAUGAAAUCCAAGAUGUUCUGCUUUUCUCCCGGGCAGCCCUGACAUGUCAGCAACAGGCUGAGGUUCCGGCCCUGGAAUCUUAUAGCGAAGAGAAAGCUCCGUUGUAUAUCUUAAGAGAGGAUGUCUGAACUUUCUCGUGAUCCUAGGCACGAUGCGAUCUGUUUGGGUCGCUGAACUAACUCCAAGCUGGUGUGCAAAGUAUCUGAGCAGUGGCCGGCCCGAGAGCUGGAGUCACCAUGGCGGCGGGAGUUGCAGCCUGGCUGCCUUUUGCGCGGGCUGCGGCCAUUGGUUGGAUGCCGGUGGCCAACUGCCCCAUGCCCCUUGCCCCCGCGGACAAGAACAAGCGGCAGGAUGAACUGAUCGUCCUCAACGUGAGCGGGCGGAGGUUCCAGACCUGGCGGACCACACUGGAGCGCUACCCCGACACGCUGCUGGGCAGCACGGAGAAGGAGUUCUUCUUCAACGAGGACACCAAGGAGUACUUCUUUGACCGGGACCCAGAAGUGUUCCGCUGUGUCCUCAACUUCUACCGCACAGGAAAGCUGCACUACCCACGCUACGAGUGCAUCUCCGCCUACGACGACGAGCUGGCUUUCUACGGCAUCCUCCCCGAGAUCAUCGGAGACUGCUGUUAUGAGGAGUACAAGGACCGCAAGAGGGAGAAUGCCGAGCGGCUCAUGGACGACAACGACUCGGAGAACAACCAGGAGUCCAUGCCCUCGCUCAGCUUCCGCCAGACCAUGUGGCGGGCCUUCGAGAACCCGCACACCAGCACCCUGGCCUUGGUCUUCUACUACGUGACUGGCUUCUUCAUCGCCGUCUCGGUCAUCACCAACGUGGUGGAGACGGUGCCGUGCGGCACGGUGCCUGGGAGCAAGGAGCUGCCGUGCGGCGAGCGCUACUCGGUGGCCUUCUUUUGCCUGGACACUGCCUGCGUGAUGAUCUUCACCGUGGAGUAUCUGCUCCGGCUCUUCGCGGCGCCUAGCCGUUACCGCUUCAUCCGCAGCGUGAUGAGCAUCAUCGACGUGGUGGCCAUCAUGCCCUAUUACAUUGGCCUGGUCAUGACCAACAACGAGGACGUGUCCGGUGCCUUUGUCACGCUCCGGGUCUUCCGCGUUUUCAGGAUCUUCAAGUUCUCCCGCCACUCCCAGGGCUUGCGGAUCCUGGGCUACACACUCAAGAGCUGUGCCUCUGAACUCGGCUUUCUCCUCUUCUCCCUCACCAUGGCCAUCAUCAUCUUUGCCACUGUGAUGUUUUAUGCUGAGAAGGGCUCCUCUGCCAGCAAGUUCACGAGCAUCCCUGCUUCUUUUUGGUACACCAUUGUCACCAUGACCACAUUGGGCUAUGGAGACAUGGUGCCCAAGACAAUUGCAGGGAAGAUCUUCGGCUCCAUCUGCUCCCUGAGUGGCGUCCUGGUCAUUGCCCUGCCAGUGCCUGUGAUCGUUUCCAACUUUAGCCGGAUUUACCACCAGAAUCAGAGAGCUGAUAAACGCAGGGCACAGAAGAAGGCCCGUCUUGCCAGGAUCCGUGUGGCCAAAACAGGCAGCUCCAAUGCCUACCUGCACAGCAAGCGCAAUGGACUCCUCAACGAGGCCCUGGAGCUGAUGGGCACCCCGGAAGAGGAGCAUAUGGGCAAGUCCACCUCGCUCAUCGAGAGUCAGCACCAUCACCUGCUGCACUGCCUGGAAAAAACCACUGGGUUGUCCUAUCUUGUGGAUGAUCCCCUGUUAUCUGUACGAACCUCCACCAUCAAGAACCAUGAAUUUAUAGAUGAGCAGAUGUUUGAGCAGAACUGCAUGGAGAGUUCAAUGCAGAACUACCCGUCCACAAGGAGCCCCUCACUGUCCAGCCACCCGGGCCUCACUACCACCUGCUGCUCCCGUCGUAAUAAGAAGACCACACACCUGCCCAAUUCCAACCUGCCGGCCACUCGCCUGCGCAGCAUGCAAGAGCUCAGCACGAUCCACAUCCAGGGCAGCGAGCAGCCCUCCCUCACUACUAGUCGAUCCAGCCUUAAUUUGAAAGCAGACGACGGACUGAGACCAAACUGCAAAACAUCCCAGAUCACCACAGCCAUCAUCAGCAUCCCCACUCCCCCAGCGCUGACCCCAGAGGGGGAAAGUCGGCCACCCCCUGCCAGCCCCGGCCCCAACACGAACAUUCCUUCUGUAGCCAGCAAUGUCGUCAAGGUCUCCGCCUUGUAAAACCACUGGAUGGAGGGCCAGUGCGGGGAGUGGGAGCGAAGGGGGCUGGCAUGUUGGUGGGUGGCCACUGGGACCACUCCCUCCCCCCUUCCCCACUCUUUCUGCCUGCCCCGUUGCACCCCUAGCACUGAAACUUGUGCCUGGAAGGAAAAAGAGGCAGCGAAGGGGCACCUGAGGCUCACUGCUGCUGGCGUGGACACAGCCCUGUGACACUGCAUCUCACUGGGGCCAGAGGAAGGGAGGGUGGGUGGGGUAGGGGAUGGGAUGGCGGGGGUAUAGGCUGCGUGCCAGGACAGGGCCUGGAGGGGGGAGCCUCAGACCAAAUAACGUUGUUUCUGGAGACCCAGUGAGGAAGAUCCAAGACCAAGAGCAGCACAGAGGCCGAGUUGUCACAUGCAAAACAGGAAGAAAAUAUAACACUGUGUAAUUAAGCACCUUUUUCAAGGCUCUUAAUGGAUAAUAUUUAUUCAUGGGAAAAGGUGGAAAACAAAAACACCAACGGAUUUUUGUGAAAUGUUUUUCUCCAUGGACCCAAUACCUUUGAACCAAAACAAUGCAUUUUGUGAGGUUUUUUUUUUUUUUUUUUCUCCUUUUAUAGCAAAAGCUUUUAGGCUAAGAAGUCAGUUAUAGCUGAGUUCUCUCUCCAUUCCCCCAGGUGGGUCAGGUCAACUGAGCCAGGGCCCCCACUGCCCAGCUGACCUGCAGAGCUGCCAAGUGACCACACAGCUACACUUCCCCUGUGUCUGUCCCUGUCUUCUGUGUCUCUGUACUUCUUAGCUUCACUCCCUGGCUGUAUUUCUCUGUGUCCAGCCAUCUGUCUCUACAUGGACCCCCGCGAUCCUGAGAGAUGUUAGUAAAGGCUUCUCCACUGCCAGGCACCGCAGACUUGUGCCUGGGAGCUGUAUUGUCUGAACGCAACUGUGUAAGAGCAAACAAUGAAGGGAAAACAGGAGAGUUGAGGGAUGAGGGAAGUCUACUUUAUAGAAGAAAGUGCUUCCCUUGUGGUUGGAACCACUGGUGUUUGCAGUUUCCAUUUCUGGGGGAGAGAGGGAAUGACUGGACUGAUCACACUGGGAUCUUGAAAAGGAAAGAGCCAACACCUGAGAAGCACAGUCAACUCUGGUGGGUGCCAGUGAAGCAAGACCAGAAGAACCCAGGGCUCACAGCAGCAGUUGGCCCCCGUGGCACCUUGCUAUGUGCCCUUCUUUCAGGACCCACCAUAAAGCUCAUCCAGAGCUCUGCCAAGAGGCCCCAUGAGCAGUUUCCUGCAGAGGGGGCAGUGGUAUGGGAACCAAGCUACUGACUUAUCUCCCACCCGAGGCAACUCCCACAUGGAGGCUGCAGGUUAAGCCUGUGUGCCUCAUGAAGGAUGCUCCAAAGUGUGAAAGCAAGUAAGAGAUUCUAGAUGAUUCUUACCUGGUCUGAAAGAUGCCUUGAGGCCUGAAGUCUUCAAGCCUGAUGUCCCUGAAGAUAACUGAAACGGGAGAAGCCUGAUCACCUUCAUGCAAGUGAGGGAGUGAAUAUUAUUUCUGGAGAACCUGGACAUUAUUUCUGUUCAAGUGGCUUGCACGCUGGUGGGGGCCAGGAACAGCAUUUCUGGAAUCUUCCUAUCCAUUUUGAUGGCUUGUAGCAGAGAAGGUGGGCCUCAGGGUUAGUGACAAGCCCCUUCCUGCCCUCCCCAAUCCCCAACUCCCCUAUUGCAAUCUCACUAGCCUGGGCUCUGAGAUACAAGAGCUCCUCAGGAGCUCCUUGUCCAUUCUACAGCUUAAUCAUUAGCUGUUUAAUUUUAAGCCAAGAAUUUCUCUGCCCACCACAGCCAUCUAGACGAGUUGCACUAGCCAGGAACCAAAAAACACCUUCAGUGGGCUUCCCUAUGACCCUAGCUCUAGUGACCUUGUAGAAGGGGAAAGCCAAAGGGUUAUAAGGCAGCACCUAACCAAAAGGUGGGGAGAGGGCAGAAGAGAGGGAGUCUUCGACCUUUAUCUCCUUAUGCUUUUCCUUGUUGACCACUGACUGAGUUCUUUCUCUGGAUCUGGCCUCAAGGAUUUCUCCCUAACAUGAGAAUGGGGUGGUUCUGGCCCUCUGAACUUAUGGUCUAAGAGGAAGAGGAAUACAUAUGUACACACACAACAUAAACACACCUAAGAGUAAGUACUAAAUCCAUUCAUUUUAUACACACAUCUCAUUAGGGAAAGCAGAGGACUAAAAAGGAAUUUUUCUUUUGAAAGAGUGGGUAACAGAACAAAGUUAGGGAUGUCUAAGUAUCUAAGUUUACAUCAUAACUACUGAGUGGGGUAAGGGAUACAGAAGUAAAUAAGAACAUGGCUGCCUACACAUACAAACUCCCUGUGUUUAAGAACAGGUCACCACAGGGUUAGAAUAAUGACUGAUCCAGCCCAGGAUCCGUUUGACAGUGCACCAAGGGAGCAUAUUCAUGGUUUCCACAAAAAUUAAUGAAGCAAUUUAAAAAAAUUAUGUCUCAAAUAACCUCCCAUUUUUUUACCCUAAAGAACUGAAUGUUUUCUACUCCUUCAAUUUCAUUACCAAAUCCCACAUUAUGUCAGUUCCUAGAAGACCAUUAGACUAUCUUCUUAAUCUCCAUUCCACAGUGUAGACUUAGCCAGGGAAAAGAGACCCGGCUCACUUCUGAUCCAAAAGAAGAUGUCAACCCAGAAAAAUGGCUGACCUACACGACAGAACACAGCCAGAUUCCACUGCUAAAGGGCAUUUGUAAGUUAACAAAAGGACCAAAGUGUGCUGAAUCAGUUUAAUAAGUCUAACUCACUGGCCAGCGACUGAAGAACCAGGAUAUCAGAGUUUUCUGGGGGCAAUGGCUUUCUGGUGCAAUGACUCUUGAGCUUUCAUAGUUCACGAACCACUUCAGCAUAACAGAAGAUUC